Hippoglossus stenolepis (Pacific halibut) is the source of this 1032-nucleotide messenger RNA. RefSeq names its product homeodomain-interacting protein kinase 3-like. The transcript has 8 exons. Gene Ontology annotation, cellular component: PML body; nucleus; cytoplasm. NCBI's taxonomy places the organism in Eukaryota, Metazoa, Chordata, Actinopteri, Pleuronectiformes, Pleuronectidae. The record is from RefSeq and is a predicted model, not a curated record. Gene Ontology annotation, molecular function: protein serine/threonine kinase activity; transcription corepressor activity; transcription coactivator activity. Bases 1 to 1032 code for a protein of 343 amino acids. Gene Ontology annotation, biological process: smoothened signaling pathway; peptidyl-serine phosphorylation; intrinsic apoptotic signaling pathway in response to DNA damage by p53 class mediator.
AUGUCAUCGUGGGAAACUCCAGAAGAUUCUUCUGCUGCCUCAGUUUCACUGACAGCACCUGACGCUCAGGACAGCCAGACGCUGCACAGCAGCUCUUCCUCCUAUUUGGUCCUGGACCUUCUAGGGCAAGGCAACUUCGGAAUGAUCUUCUCGUCCAUGAACCUCAGGACCAAGCAGAUCGUGGCUGUGAAAAUCCUGAAGGACACCGAGGACGCCGAGGACAUUGAGCAUGAGAUUACCAUGCUGAAAGUCAUCAGUGGCCUGGAUGCGGAUCUCACCAACAUGGUCAAGUUCUAUGAAGAAUUCCAGCACAUGGAAACGACCUGUUUGGUGUUUGAGAGGCUGGACAUGAGUCUCUAUGACCUGCUACUGCAGCGAGAGUGGGAGCACCAUCCUCUACAUGAGAUCCGCCCAGUUGCCAAGCAGCUCUUGGUGGCCUUGGAUGCCCUGAAGGGUCUCGGUGUCCUGCACACGGACAUAAAACCAGACAACAUUAUGUUCGUUAACAUGAAGGAUCAGCCACUCAGGGUGAAGUUAAUUGACUUUGGCUGCGCCAUGAUGGUGUCCCAAGUCGAGCUGGGGAUGGAGAUCCAGCCGUGUGGGUACAUAGCUCCAGAGAUCUCUCUGGGUCUUCCAUUCUCCGAGGCCGUCGAUGUGUGGGGGGUCGGGUGCGUACUGGCGUUCCUGUACCUGGCUCAAAACCUGUUCUCCGUUGAUUGCCAAUAUCAAAUGAUGAAGAACAUGGUGACAGUGCUGGGCCAGCCGCAGGACCACCUGCUCCGUGCUGGAAUGUACAGCGAGCAGUUCUUCAUCGAAGAGGAGGGUGAAGACAGUCCAUCAUGGAGACUGAUGACUGCAGAAGAAUUCACGGCUGUUAGUAACGUGGAAACAGAGGAAGAGGAGAGCUUCAUCGAGCUGCCGAACUCCCUCAACGGCCUGAUUCAUAUCCAUCCAAAGUUGGGGGCGGCUGAGAUGGAAGACCGCAUGGCCUUUGUGUCUCUGUUGGAGGGCUGCUGCAUCUUGACGGGAUGA